AGGGGUGGGGCUACAUAGCUGAAUGGGUAACGCAGAAGGAGAGCACUAAUACGAGGUAUGGAGGAAAACAAAAUGGAGCGAAAGAUGGGAAGAUAAGCGAAUGGCUAAUAAAGGGAGGCCGUAUGGGGCUCGAGGGCAUUCUGGAAAAAUGAAGAGAUUCUUUGAGACUGAAGACUUUUAUGCUUUGGAGCCGAUCCGUGUGGACCAAGACCAAGCAAACAUAACAUUCGGGAACAACAUUACCCUGAAUCAGGUGAUUGGAGAGCGGAAAAUGUCGACAGAAUGUCUGAUGAACCCAGAUUUUUUGAUAGAGUUCAUUGAAAUGUAUCGAUCUUUACCUUGCUUGUGGAGAGUAAAAUCAUCGGAUUAUUCCAAUCGACAAAAAAAAGCAGAGGCAUAUGACAAACUGCUCAGUCUAUGCAAGUCGGUGUGCCCUACAGCAACCCUAGAACUUGUUAAAAAUAAGAUUGCAAAUUUACGAACCGUGUUCAAGAAAGAGUUAAAGAAAGUGGAGGCUUCAGUAAAUGCAGGUGCUUCGGGUGAGGAAAUCUAUAUACCACGACUGUGGUAUUUUGAUCUUCUGAAAUUUACUAUUGACCAGGAUGUGCCAACUCCAUCUAUGUCCCGCUUUCCUGACACCUAUGAGGUGCAACAGGAGGAAGAUAACACAGAUGACAGCUUGGAAAGCACUGGGGAAGGUGCAAACUUGUCCCAGGUCCUUGCAAAGAAGAAAACUUCAACAGAAAUUUUUAUGAACCCAGAGUUUCUAAAAGAAUUUAUUGAAAUGUAUAAGUCUUUACCUUGCUUGUGGAAAGUAAAAUGUUCUGAUUAUUCCAAUAGGCAGAAAAAAACAGAGGCAUAUGAAAAACUAACCGAUCUUUGUAAAACAGUUUGUCCCUCAGCAACUGUAGACCUUGUUAAACAUAAAAUUGCAAAUUUGCGAACAGUAUUCAAGAAGGAGUUAAAGAAAGUAGAGGCAUCAAUAAGAUCUGGUGCUUCUGGCGAGGACAUCUACAUACCACGUCUGUGGUACUUUGACCUUCUGAAAUUUACCAUCAUUCAGGAUGUACGCAUACCAUCUGUAUCCCACUUUCCUGACACAUAUGAGAUGCAACAGGAGGAAGAAAACACAAAUGAUAGCCUAGAAAGUGCCGGAGAAAGUAAAAACUUCUCCCAGGUUUGUAUUCGUCCCCAAAUUCAUGAAGUUAUUGAAAUGCCCCAGCAAGUCCCUCCAAUUCAAAACCAAAAAAGACGGCGGACCGUAAAUGAGGAAUUGAGCAGACAGCUACUUAAUGAAGCAACUGCAGUUCUCAACCAAAAAGAAGAUGAAUUUGAUGCAUUUGGUGUUACAGUUGCAGCAAAGUUACGCAAAAUGGAUGAAAAGCAAAGACUAUUAUCAGAGGUACUUAUCACUGAUAUUUUAUUCAAAGGAAUGAUGAAGAAACUCACUGAAGAAACAAGUAUUUCUCUUUUUCAAAGUCCUCACUUUUCUUGUCAAAUACCAGGUUGCUCCAGUUCUGUUGACUAUGCUUAUUCAAGUUCUCAUCAACCAACUUUACUGCAACAAGAAUUUGUCUCCCUGAACCAUGAGUAUAACUGUACUAGUACACCUGCCAGGGCAAGCACUUCAUUUUGUUUAUCAACAAUGCCUGCUUCGCAAGUAACAGAAUCUUCUUGCAAAGAAGAACAUUUAUAACUACUUUUUUUUUUUAAGUCAUGCCCUUCACUUUCUACUGUGUUUUACUCUGACACUAAUUUACAUCUGUUUUAUUUAGAUUGUAAUUACAUUUUUUAUUGUACAGGUCAUUUUAUAUUGAUGUUUAUAAAUACAUUGAUUAUCAUGGAUAACUGUUUUCCUUCUGCCAUUUUUCAAGGGAAAGUUAUGAAACAAAGUAACGAUCUGAUGGACCAAGCCAUGGACAUAACUUCUGUUUCCUCCUUUUAACGGUUAACUCCUAUUUUGUAAGAAAAAUAAAUAAAAAGAUAUAGGAUUUACAAUUGA
Messenger RNA from Rana temporaria (common frog), 2002 nucleotides. RefSeq lists its product as uncharacterized. Bases 101 to 1696 code for a protein of 531 amino acids. Lineage: Eukaryota; Metazoa; Chordata; Amphibia; Anura; Ranidae. The record is from RefSeq and is a predicted model, not a curated record. The transcript is spliced from 6 exons.